Mercurialis annua (annual mercury) is the source of this 663-nucleotide messenger RNA. RefSeq lists its product as uncharacterized. The transcript is spliced from 5 exons. Bases 144 to 356 code for a protein of 70 amino acids. The record is from RefSeq and is a predicted model, not a curated record. Gene Ontology annotation, biological process: intracellular transport; protein secretion. NCBI's taxonomy places the organism in Eukaryota, Viridiplantae, Streptophyta, Magnoliopsida, Malpighiales, Euphorbiaceae.
AUUAUUUUAGAAGUCUUAAACAUAAAUUGCUAAAGAAACGGUUACAUUCUCCUGUGUAAGCUUGAGAGUCUACUUGUGGAUCCAAAAUCUGUUGCACAAAUUUUCGCGAUUUGGAGACAAGAAAAGGCGACGAGGAUCACGGCAUGUCUGCGCUGUUCAAUUUUCAUUCUUUUUUAACGGUUGUGCUAUUGGGAAUUUGUACUUGCACUUAUGUUAAGAUGCACUUCCCGGCGAUUUUGGAACAGAGAACUGGGUUUCGUGGGUUUUUCUGGAAGGCAGCCAGAAUAGGUGAGCGUUUGAGCCCCUGGGUGGCUGUAGGAUGCUUCACGAUGGGCGUGUCAAUAAUAUUUUUCUGACGACCAGCUGUCUGUGCAUUAGGAAGUAAGUUCAAUCUUUGUACUUUUAUGGCUAAUUAUGGGACUCAUCAGGAUUUGGUGUCAUCAGUCUUUGUUCUUCCUGAUUAGUAGUGUAUUAACAAUGGAGGUUGAUGACCAAUUUGUGGACAUUCUUUGUGUCAUUCUUUGGUAAGUUUGUAUAUCUGAGUUUCCCAUAUCAUACAACCACGCAAUCAUUAGACUCCUUUUUCGAGAGUCUUAUGCUGGUAAAAGAAAUUAGUUGUGGAAGUGCCAAUAUAUGAUAUGUAGAGUUUGAAUUUUUUUUUUA